AUGGUAGAGGUGUCACUUACAGUGGGUAAAUUGGAUGCUUCUUUGGCACUUUUACUUACAAAAGAUCACCAUUUGAUUGAGUUCCCAACAAUCUUGUUACCAAAUGGAGUUAGGGCCGGAUCAAUUGUCAAGUUGAAAUGUGAACAAGACCAUGAUAGUGAAAAAGAAGAAGAUGCAAAAUUUCAUAAUAUUCAAGAUGAAAUCUAUCAAAGUUUUGCUACCCAUCCACCAAAAGCUCCAGUUUUACAAAUUAAAAACACAACCCAAACUUCAUGUGUUUUGGAAUGGGAUGCAUUGGAUUUAGGAACUUCCAACUUGAAAAAUUUAAUAUUGUUCAAGGACGGUAAGAAAUUAGGUUCAAUUCCACAACCAAUGAAUAAUAAGACGUCGAAGCUUUCGGGUUUACCCGUUGACAAGAGUUUCAAAUUUCAAUUGAGAUUAGACACCACUGCUGGUAUCUUUUGGAGUAAUGAAGUUGAAGUCAAUACUCACAAAAUGACUGAUUUGUCUGGUAUAACCGUAUGUCUCGGUGAUUUUAGUCCUAAUGAUCCAUUUACUGAAGAGGAUAUUGAGGAUACUUUGGUAAAGAUUGGUGCUAAACAUCCAGCACAACAUCAAGUUAAAGUUGACACAACUCAUUUCUUGUGUACCAGAGAGAAUAAGCAAAACUCAGAAUAUGUGAAAGCGAAUGAAAUGAAUAUUCCGAUAAUUAGACCAGAAUGGAUCAAAGCUUGUGAACGUGAGAGAAGAAUUGUUGGUGUUCGUGAUUUUUACAUCAAAGAUUGUGUUUUGCCUGACUUGUUUGCCAAGAACUAUUGGGGAGAUAUCCACCAUGGGUCGAAGAACAAUGUAUCAAGUGAAGCCCACAAGACACAGUCGGGUGCAACAGAUGAUUCAACAUCCACAGCUCCUGCUACUGUUUCCCCAGAGGCGACUUUGCAUGACAAUCUUCAACCCACCGAGGCUAGCAACUCAGACUUGCCACCACUACCAGAUAAAGAGGAAAAGGAGGAAAGUCUGGAUACUGUAAGGGUUGCUGGACAGGCGUCCACAACUGAAGAAGACACUGAACCACUUGAAAAACAAGAGACCAAUUCAACAAAGCUUGAAGUGGAGGAUACGGAGAUUUCAACUGCUGUUCCCAACUCUGCGCAAGAAAUAAAUGAAACUCUUGAACAUGCCAACGAAGGGGGCAACUCCAGCAAAGGUGGUUCUGAUCCCAAUGACAUACAAGUGACCGAUACAGCUUCAUCCGAGGCUUUGAAAGAGGGCAUUGAUGAUGCUUUUGAUGCAUUAUCAGUAAAUGACGACAACAUGGUUGAAGUCGAGACAAAAGUGUCUGAUCAUCCUGUUGAAGUUGACAAUUCCGGCUCGUCUGAGCAACCAGCAGAACCUCGCACAAACGAUGAAACUACUGAAGCUGAAAAGUUGAAGAAGGAUGAAGAAAAGAAAGAAAAUGAGGAAGAAAAGAAGGAAGGUGAGGCUGAGAAUGCUAUCAAAGAGGAAAAGUUUGAACAAAAGGAAGAAAAACAGGAAUUGAAAAAUGAGAGAGAACACGCGAAGAAGGAAGCUGACGAAGAAAGAGAAAAUGAAAGAGAUGAAAAGAAGGAUGAGGAGCAGGUUGAUGAUGCGAACGAAGAAGCUAACGACGAUUCAUCUUCGAAGGAGAAUUCACCGGCUCCAACCGGUAACGGAGGAAAGAAGAAAAAGAAAAAGAAUAAGAAAAAGUAG
This is a messenger RNA of Lodderomyces parapsilosis, 1731 nucleotides long. It is a transcript of the gene CHS5, whose product is annotated as Chs5p. Bases 1 to 1731 code for a protein of 576 amino acids. The record is from RefSeq and is a predicted model, not a curated record. The transcript has a single exon. Gene Ontology annotation, molecular function: protein dimerization activity. Gene Ontology annotation, cellular component: exomer complex; trans-Golgi network. NCBI's taxonomy places the organism in Eukaryota, Fungi, Ascomycota, Pichiomycetes, Serinales, Debaryomycetaceae. Gene Ontology annotation, biological process: Golgi to plasma membrane transport; conjugation with cellular fusion.